Messenger RNA from Acyrthosiphon pisum (pea aphid), 2401 nucleotides. RefSeq lists its product as uncharacterized. Lineage: Eukaryota; Metazoa; Arthropoda; Insecta; Hemiptera; Aphididae. The coding region runs from base 702 to 1778 and encodes 358 amino acids. The transcript is spliced from 3 exons. The record is from RefSeq and is a predicted model, not a curated record.
AUAUAGGUAAAAAAUACUUUUCUACAUUUUAAACAUUUUGUUACUAGCCUAGGGGUGCUAAAAAUAAACUAAAGUAACAAAUCCCCUAAUGAACGGCUGGAUCAAAUGUCUAACAGUAGAUAUAUAUAUGUUCGGCUUAUGUAUAAUUUCACAUAAUAAUAUGUUAAUUGGGCUAUUUAGCUAAUGAUUACCAAAAUAAAUACGCGCUUUCUAUUACUAUAAUUCACGGUUUCGAACAAAUGUUAAUAUGAUAGCUUAAUUUAAUUGUCAAAUUACAAGACAAAAUAUAUACCUAACGGUUAUAGGUAAGUUAUAACCUAUAUUUAUUUCGUAUUUAUAGUUUUAAUGUAUUUUAGAUACCAAAUCCUAAUUUUUAUUUUGUAUUCUUUUUUCAAAGCGUUUAGUGAUCAACAAUUAAUACCGUCGUUUAAAGAACAUUAGAAAAUAAUGUCAACGACGAUUUAGCAGGUAUUAAUUAUCAUGUAAUCACAUUAAGUUUAAGUUUAUAUAAAACUGAAAGAAGUAUGGUCGUCGUUAUUAAAGAAAACUAGACAAUUUGUAGUAUAAAGCAUAAAAUCUCAACAAAGUAUAUUAUAGGUACCUACCUAAUAUUUAUGUUUAUCGUGGAAUUGAAUGAUAUAAUUGUUCUCUCUGUUUUUAGUCAGUCAGUUAAUUAAUACCUAAAUUCCAAAUAUAAUAAAAUGAGGAAUUCGUUUGCCGUUUGGAAAGGGACGAUAAUGUCGGCUGUCGUUAGCGUGUGCAUCAGACUGCAGAAUGCAAACUGUCAAUCGCAUGGGGCCAAUAACGUCUACCGCGAAUACUCCGAAGUGCACCAGCGGCCGUCUGCAGCUGGAAAACCGUACGAUACUGACAACGUACAAAACCCCGUAAGUGGUGGUUAUCAUUCGUUACCGGAUGUAAACGACAACGACAAAUGGCAAUCCCCCGAGUCAUCCGGGGUGCACCACGGCGGUGGUUAUUCUAAUGCAGCACUAACCGACGUGACCGGAGUCACGGUUAACGGCGGGGGUCCGGUCGUCGUCAGCGGCGGUAGCGUGGUGCUCAGACCGUCGGCCGGAGGAUUUGUCGUUGACGGCGGCGGCAUCGGGAAGUUCGGCGAACCGGAAGCGGUCGGAGUACAGCAGCUGCCGUUAUCCGCGGUCGGGCCGUACGUCGCGGCCGGUGAUAGAGUGCUGCAGUUCGGGCCCCCGCCCCCGCAACACAUUCACCCGUUCGGACAUACAUUUUUUCGCGCUUCCGGUCUGCUGCAGUGGUUGCUGUUCGGCAAGACGAUGUUCGACCCACCGUCGUUAGAUGGAUACUCGCCGUUGUGCAGCCGGUUGACAGCCGUCGGCCGGUUCCUCUUGGACAGGGUGUUCGAUCCGCUGUUCGCCACCGGCUUCUUUAUGGCCGCGUCGUACCUGUUCCGGACGUCAGUGUUGCCCAGGAUAGCGCAUUACAUUCAUGUGUACGCCAUGAUGAAGGACCACGUCGUGGACGACGGUCGGUUCGCGGGCGGUCGUCAGAUAUCCGGAUACUUGGACGCCCUGACUUCGGCGGUCAACGAUGCGGUCAACGACGACAUACCGUGUUUUCAGAGAAUUGUCUGUGAGGCCGGACUUCAAUUGGCCAGCAGUCCCGUAGCUCGUUCUGCUCGACGAAUGUCAAAAAUAAUUAUUUCAAAACAUGAAUUGGCACACGUUUUCAAAGAAUCAUUUACGGGAUCUGUUUCUGAUUGUAGUCAAUACAUGUGCAAAAUCCAUGCAAAAUUUAGAUAAAAUGUAUUAAUUUAAUUUCUUUAAUGCGUUAAAAUGAAAUGCAUUAUUAAUUUAAAUACUUUAUAAUUAUUUAAUUUAUUAAUAUUUACUACCCAGAAUUAUAUACGUGUAAACACAAUUUAUUCCAAUAUAUAAAACUAUAAAUUAUAAUACAUUGUUAAAUAUGAAGACAUACAGUUUAACAUUUUCAUCAACUACCUAUACAUAAAACUACACAUCCAUCAAUAAUAUCGUGGUUCCAGACAACACAAUAUUGUUAUUCAUCUCACCAUCAUUAUACUGUUUAAUAAAUUUAAUAAAUUUAAUCAAUAUUUGAUGAAAAUAAUAACCUACAGGCUACAAAAUAUCCACCGAUAAAAUAUUUUACUUAUUGAUGUUAAAGACAAUUGAUUAUGGUAAUGAUUAAGGUUUUGAUUAUUAUUUCACUAUCGGAUAUUAUAUAAAAAUUAUUUUUAAAAAAAACUUUUUGUUCAUUUUACAAUUUUUUCUACCUACAUUAGAUUUUCUAUAUUUUCAUAUUUUCAUAUUAAGUUGUAUGAGAUUAUUUUUAUAAAUUUAAGUUUGUCAAUUUGGUUUUCUUCUAAUUGUUUCAUAGUAUUAAAAAUAAAAGUUUCUUUUUCUAA